This is a messenger RNA of Dreissena polymorpha, 1377 nucleotides long. RefSeq names its product neuronal acetylcholine receptor subunit alpha-7-like. Gene Ontology annotation, cellular component: neuron projection; synapse; membrane. Lineage: Eukaryota; Metazoa; Mollusca; Bivalvia; Myida; Dreissenidae. Gene Ontology annotation, biological process: monoatomic ion transmembrane transport; regulation of membrane potential; chemical synaptic transmission. The transcript has 2 exons. The coding region runs from base 1 to 1377 and encodes 458 amino acids. The record is from RefSeq and is a predicted model, not a curated record. Gene Ontology annotation, molecular function: transmembrane signaling receptor activity; extracellular ligand-gated monoatomic ion channel activity; neurotransmitter receptor activity.
AUGACGUCAUUCAACGGGGUGCCCGCUAAGACGGUGACGGACGCUGAGCGUUUAUUUAGUGACUUAAUGGUGGGUUACAGCAAAAUGUUCAGGCCUGUGUUGAAUGAGUCGAUACAGGUCGUAGUGUCCAUAUGGAUGGAUCUCGUCUCUAUUCAAGAUUUUAACGAAGUCGAAGAGAAAAUAUCAUUUACUGCGCUAUUGUACCUCGCAUGGCAGGAUAAGCGACUGGUUUGGGACCCUAAGGACUACGGCGGUAUUGAUAAUCUCUAUAUUGACGUCAGCAAGAUUUGGGUUCCACAAAUGAUGCUUAUGAACAAUGUUAAUAAAAAUGAACGUUUGUCUGAGGACUGGCAUACAGUGAAAGUCAAUGCGUCGGGGAUUUGCGUGUAUUAUACAGGCAACGUGUUUACAUCAUCUUGCAACGUCGACGUCACUUUCUAUCCCUGGGAUACGCAAACAUGCAGCCUUAAUUUCAUGCCGGCAAACUACGGUUUCGAUAAAAUGAGUCUAUAUCCACUAUAUCACAAAGUUGAAUUGACCUACUACUCGCCUAAUGGCGCCUGGGAUCUCAUGGACACAAGCGUUACAUCAGAGAUUUACAGCUUCAUGGUUAAUUUCAAUGUCGUGUUAGAGAGGAAGCCUCGAUUUGCGAUAGUAAAUGUGCUUCUUCCAUUGAUAAUUAUGUCCGCGUUGAAUAUCCUGGUCUUUCUGAUCCCUACCGAGUGCGGGGAGCGCAUCUCCUUUUGCCUGACGGUGCUGCUGUCCAUUGCGGUUUUCCUGACGCUCGUGGGAGACAACCUUCCGAAAAACUCGAAUCCGAUGUCGCUGUUUAGCUCCUAUCUGGUGUCGGUGCUCGUCAUCAGUGUCGCCAUCACGCUCGCCGUCAUAUGCAGCCUGCACGUGUACCACAUAAGUGAAAAGCAGCAGCCGGGAGGCGCGUGGAGGGCAAUCGCUAUGUGUUUAGGGUGCUACUGUGUACGGCGGGCAGGGUCAGAGAGUGCGGAUAGGACUUAUCGCAGUGACGAAAUCAAGGGACAAGACUACUCCGCCAAGGGAGUGCUGACAAUCUUCAAAGAGAUCUUCUUCCCGCUUCUAGCUCCCAGCUCUGCCUUUAUGGCCGCUCUGGAUGUCACCUGCCGUCGUCGUCAUCCCCGAGACGGUUUCCCCAGUGCGUUGUGUGUACUGAGUACCGUCGCCCCGGGGUCCCUCUCUAAGGCCACCCCUCGAUUUUCUUGGGACCACAUCAACAUGGGCCGGCGCCCGGCCCCAUGUCCGCCCCGUAUGACCUCCACACUGGUAAUCUCGCUGUCCCACUGUUCCCGUCCCUCUUCAGACGGGACCUCUUGCAGGUCCGGGCCAGCACACUCGCGACGAUAA